ACUGCCUCGAUGGGUGAUAAUUAACAUAACGAAAUCGGUCGUUUAGUUAUUGUACGGCACAAGAGACCAUCGACCAUCAGCCGUCGUCAUUUGGACCUUUUUUCACGAAACAUAUGUGACAGGAGCGGCAAACGUAUCAAGGUUAAUCAAUGGGGAAAUCUUAUGCCCUAUGUUGGCUAGCAUGUCUUGUGUCUUUAUUAUCUGGCGUUGUAGGUAAUAAUACUACAAACUACACAUCACAUCGUCAACCCAGACUCUCGGUCAACAUCACCRACGAACCGCUACAGCACAAAAAUGCAACACGUCCAUUGCCUCCGUCGUGGCGAGAGAUAGCAAGAAACAAGUCUAAACUGGUAGAAAGUUUACUUACAAAUUAUGACAAGCGAAUUCGUCCCUUUACAGGAGUUUGGCCUUUAGAAGUUCGUGUUGAUCUGUUUAUAUCGAAUAUCUGGGCUAUUGAAGAAGCAAGAAUGGACUAUACGAUGGACAUAUACCUUCGUCAAUACUGGAGAGAUCCACGGCUGACCUUUGACGGUUCGAUUCUUAACAAGGAAGUAUUAACGUUAAAUAGACAGACCAUCGACGAGAUAUGGAUUCCUAGUACUUACUUCUUUAACGCCAAAAAAGCUUACUUUCAUGACGUAACCACGGAAAACUAUCUUCUAAUGAUUCAACCUAAUGGAGAAGUAUUUUACAGUGUUAGGUUGACGAUAACAAUGGCGUGCAAGCUCACAUUGCAGCAAUUUCCACAUGAUGUUCAAAAAUGUGAAAUGUCUGUCGAAUCAUAUGGCUAUCAAGCAACGGAUGUCUUUUACAGAUGGAACUCUAGAAACUCGACAGGAGAUGUUGUGUAUAUAGCUGAAGAUUUAGAGAUGCCYCAAUUUAAGAUUACCAACGUUGAAUUAGAGGAAAAAACAAAUAUCUAUAAUAUCGGUCCUCAUUCAGCACUAGCGGCCAGGUUCACGUUUCAUCGUCGACUUGGUUAUUACAUGAUUCAGACUUACAUUCCCUCAAUGUUAACYGUGACAAUCUCUUGGUUCUCCUUCUGGAUAUCUCCUGAUUCUCCACCAGCCCGYGUAGGCCUGGGAAUCACUACAGUCUUAACAAUGAUUACUAUAUCCAAUAGUGCGCGUGCRCCGUUGCCUAAAGUUUCCUAUACUAAAGCCAUUGAUUGGUUCUUGUUGAUGUGUCUUGUGUACGUGUUUGGAGCUUUAAUGGAAUACGCCAUUGUUAACUUUUAUGCUUGYGAAGUACAAAAGAAAAAACAGGACAGAAUAAAUGAGCUUUCAAACAAAAUGAGAAAAGAAUGGAUGAAUUUUAGUAUCGGUAAUGAAGAAUCCGAUUCAGUCAAUGAAGAUGAGGAAACUCUACAAGAUGGUAACGAAGAAUCUAGAACAGAUGACAACCAAGCACCAUUUAGGUCUUUAACAGCGGUAGUUAUAGACGGAAAGAACCCUUUUUUACGAAGUACAGAUCUUUAUAAAAGGAAUUCUAAACCGAAAACGGUCAAAACAAAGGAAGUUCGUAACAGUUAUACCGAGGACAAUGAGACGACGACACAAAAUGGUCAGGCUAARCCUUACUAUGUAUGGGAUCCCUAUGGACAGGCGGCCUUUUUAUCAUCUGAGCGUGCGUACUGCGUUGAUCGUUAUGCACGAAUAGGGUUCCCAGUAACCUUUGCUAUACUCACGUCUGUAUAUUGGAUCGUCUAUGCUCCUGAUAGAAUUAUUUUUUAAAGGAAUUAGCAUGUUUUUUAUUGUUGACCCAAAAGCAUCGAUACAGGAAUUAAUUUGCAUGAAUUAAAUACCUGGUGAUCCCGGUCUACAAUCAUGUAAAGCGAUAUGCGGAUUAAUUUGACAGGGUCUGACACUUUACAAGAAAAUACUAAACCAACAUUUGGUACGCGCAAGAAAAAAAAUAAAUAAAUUGCCCUAUUGCAUAAUGACGUCACAGUAGGUUUAAAGUAGGAUGCUAAGAAACAGUUAAAAUUUCUCUCUCUCAAUUGCAUCUAGUUUUGAUAUAUACCAUGCAUAAAUGAUUGUUCAUGUACAUUUUCAUUUGAUAUACAGUCAUUCUGUCCUCCUUAAUCGACCAUAAUCCUUAUAGCAUGUUUUGAUGUGACGUAAUUAUGCCAUAGGACAAUUACAUUUGCAAUUUAUAUGGUAAAAGUUUUAAUAAGUUAUUUAUAUGACAGACUCUUUUAUUAAUGCACCUAAAGGCCUAUGAGAGCCUUGUAUCAACAUAUAUACUGUAUAUCAAGCCAUAUCAAGGAAGCUAUUGUACAUAGUCCAGAAAUAAUUAUUUAUAGCUUUCGASAUGGAGAAUACAUGACGCUAAUACAAGCAUCAAUGCUGUUGGAAUAGGAUGCUGGGUAAUAGRAACAUUAUUGAUCGUCUGGUAUAGCAUAUUGUCCUUCUCAAGUCGUUCCAUAUCAGGAACAGGAUUCCUGUGUAUUCUUGUGCUGAAGAGACUGGAAACKUAUGUCGUCAUUACAUGCAUUAUGGAACCCAUAUCGAUUCUAGCACUAAUAUCGUCUCGGUCGCAAAGUGGUUACAUAUGAUACMCGUCUGGAAAGUUUUACUAUAUACAUUAUUCAGUUUCCAGUUCAAUUAGCAGUCCUGGUCACAUGGUAUUCAAGGCAGUAAUAAGAUAAUAAAGAAAACUUAGAUGUAACAAGUUCCGCCUGGCCUGUUUUUUUAAUGCACCAUUACCAGGAAGAAAGUGUUGGAAAAUGUACAUUUGCUUGGUGUUCUGGUCAAAGGCUGGYMCUAAGUUUGUAGAAAAAAACGUAUAAUAUAUUGCAAAGUUUGUAUGCCCCUGCGGAGCAUUACUGUGGAUGGGGUUAUCGUCGCUCACMGUGGAAAGGUGUAGCAAUGCAAGUUUGAAAUAAAUAAUUUACUUCUA
This is a messenger RNA of Exaiptasia diaphana, 2904 nucleotides long. Its product is annotated as glycine receptor subunit alphaZ1. NCBI's taxonomy places the organism in Eukaryota, Metazoa, Cnidaria, Anthozoa, Actiniaria, Aiptasiidae. Gene Ontology annotation, molecular function: extracellular ligand-gated monoatomic ion channel activity; transmembrane signaling receptor activity; neurotransmitter receptor activity. Bases 150 to 1736 code for a protein of 528 amino acids. Gene Ontology annotation, biological process: regulation of membrane potential; chemical synaptic transmission; signal transduction. The transcript has 11 exons. The record is from RefSeq and is a predicted model, not a curated record. Gene Ontology annotation, cellular component: neuron projection; synapse; membrane.